AUGGACCCCAAACACCUCUUGAACAUCUCAGGCAAUUGUUCGCCACGCGAAAUCCGUCAGCUGUUUGCUUAUUCAGAGUUCACACCUGAUCUGCGCCACUUAAGGCGUAAAGACAACUUAGUCGCAGAUGCCCUGUCCCGCAUCGAACACAUGACCAUCUCCACAAUAGCAGACAUUGACUACGAAGCCACGGCGGAAGCUCAGACGAGUCAACACAUUCAUGAGACGGCUUAA
This is a messenger RNA of Protopolystoma xenopodis, 234 nucleotides long. NCBI's taxonomy places the organism in Eukaryota, Metazoa, Platyhelminthes, Monogenea, Polystomatidea, Polystomatidae. The record is from the annotation of a GenBank genome assembly.